CACAUCUGGCUGGGGUUCUUCCUUUGAAAAGCUCUGAGCUCGAGGGUGGCUGCUCAGAGCAAGUCAGGAAGGUUGGAAAUCGCUGGCUGCCAGCUGGACUGCUGCUCCCACUGUCCUGUGUGUGCCAUCAUUGACAACUCUGCAGUAAAGAUGUCCAGCCACCAUGCAAACAGCUCCAUGGCAUCCACCUCUGAGCAUUAUCAUCCGACCUCGGAACAUCAUCACCCUACAACAUCACCGGGGCACAAUCAUGGAGAAGGGAUGAUGAUGAUGGACAUGACUUUCCACUUCAGCUACAAGAACGUGCCGCUGCUGUUUUCUGGACUGGUGAUCAAUACACCUGGAGAAAUGGCUGGUGCUUUUGUCGCAGUAUUCUUCCUAGCCAUGUUUUAUGAGGGCCUCAAAAUAGCCCGGGAGAGUCUGCUCCGUAAAUCACAGGUCAGCAUUCGCUACAACUCCAUGCCUGUCCCGGGACCAAACGGCACCACUUUGAUGGAGACGCACAAAACAGUUGGACAACAGAUGCUGAGCUUCCCUCAUCUCCUGCAGACAGUGCUGCACAUCAUACAAGUGGUGGUCAGUUACUUCCUCAUGCUGAUCUUCAUGACCUACAAUGCAUACCUCUGCAUAGCUGUGGCAGCAGGCGCAGGCACUGGCUACUUCCUCUUCAGCUGGAAAAAGGCAGUUGUUGUGGAUAUCACGGAGCACUGCCAUUAAUGCUGGACACAGAGCGAGAGCCUCUCUCUGCCCCUUCACUCGCUCUAACUGCAGUCACCAAGAGGAUGAGGAUCAUUCCCCGGCUGACUGAGACGCAAG
Molecule: messenger RNA, 816 nt
Organism: Malaclemys terrapin pileata
Lineage: Eukaryota; Metazoa; Chordata; Testudines; Emydidae
Gene: SLC31A1
Product: solute carrier family 31 member 1
Exons: 5
Coding region: 151-717 (188 amino acids)
Biological process (GO): copper ion transmembrane transport
Cellular component (GO): membrane
Molecular function (GO): copper ion transmembrane transporter activity
Source: RefSeq, a predicted model, not a curated record